CGAUCACUUUGCUCUGCCUUUUGACCUGCAAUGCAUCAACAUACACCUGUUUCCUUUGUCCCAACGUGGAUCUUCGCCUUUCUGUUGGCAUUGGCAUGGUCAGCCGACGGCAUCAGCCGCACUGCCAGGCAGCAGCCAAUGACGGCAUCGCUGCCCGGGCAUGACCACCGGCCAUGCAGCAGCAGAGUGGAAGUGAGAACCGUCACCGGUGAGUGAGAUCAGCGAGGCAUCUCAGUAGCGGGACAGGACAGAGCGCGUCUGUGUUGCUUGUGUUGUCAUGACAGGUGGUCGGUCAUUAUGUGUUGAAGGCCUCGCACCCGAUGCAACCGUGACAGAUUUGAAGGUGCGGGGAUCCACUGGGCUGGGUGUGUGCCCUCUCACUUCGUUCCACACAUACCGUACAUGUUUGUGGUUCGUCCCAUGCAGGCUCGCGUGGAGGUGCUCACGGGGGUGCCUGUGGGGGAUGUACUGACGGUGGACCAGCAGAGGGGGCGGGCAGUGGUCGACAGCGAAGCUCUGGUAAGUGUACCUCCUGAUAACGAACCUGCCUUGCAUCUUUCUGUACUGACUGCCCUGCGCGUGUGUGCAGGUGGAUGGGUCAGGUGUGUACUACGUGUCGCCACGCAUCAGGGGCGGCCUCUCGCUGCAAGUCAAAACACUCUCUGGUACGCGAUUGUCAAUGCCUGAAUGUGUGUGUGGAUGCAUUGCUCUCUGUGUGUGUCUGUGUGUGUGUCCGCCCACCUGUGUGCAGGGAAAACCAUCACUGUUGACGAGAUCGACCCCGACAUGACGAUAGCCUCCGUCAAGGCCAAGAUACAGCAGAAAGAGGGCAUCCCGCCAGACCAACAGCGACUCAUCUUCGGAGGUAACUGACUCUGUCGUGUGCUCAUGUCGUGUGUGUGUGCAUGUGUGUGUGUGUGUUUUUGCAGGCAAGCAGCUUGAGGACCAGAAGACUGUUUCAGACUACGACAUUCAGGCAAGGCAAUGAAGAGAGAGAGACCUCUCCCAUCACAUCCACACAGCACACUCGCACGGAGGUGCAUGUCUGUCUAUGUCCGUGUCGGUGUGUGUGCAGGAAGAUGCAGUUUUGCAUUUGGUGUUGCGGCUGAGGGGCGGCAGAUGACUGACCGACCGAUCGACACACAGACGGAUGGAUGGACUGAUGGGUGUGUAUACUUGUACAUAGUGAUGAGGGAGGGGAGGGGGAGGGGUGUGGGCAUUUUUGACUCAAUUCACUAAUCACUCGUGUCGUGUGACCGACCUGUGGGGAUGGAUUGAUUUAAUAGCUCAUGUAUCUGUCUGGGUCUGUCUGUCCGAAGAAGCUCACAGGCACCACUACUCCACCUCACACAAAAC
This is a messenger RNA of Vitrella brassicaformis, 1356 nucleotides long. The record is from the annotation of a GenBank genome assembly. NCBI's taxonomy places the organism in Eukaryota, Vitrellaceae.